UUAGGACAUUAAUGAUGAUUUAGGUGAAUGAAGGCAUGAUCGAAAGUAGAUUUAGAAGUGUGGUGCAAGAUCGUUAUUCAGACAUAAUGAGUGAAUAUCGACAUGAAUCUUCAAAUAGAGCUCGAGCAGUCCGUCACAACAUCCCAAACAUAGAUAAUGACUUUGCAAUCAUGCAUGAUUUUGAACCUAUUACUUUCAAUGAGGACGUAAGGAAGGAUUUUUGUAAAGUGAAUGAAGGCAUGAUCGAAAGUAGAUUUAGAAGUGUGGUGCAAGAUCGUUAUUCAGACAUAAUGAGUGAAUAUCGACAUGAAUCUGCAAAUAGAGCUCAAGCAGUCCAUCACAACAUCCCAAACAUAGAUAAUGACUUUGCAAUCAUGCAUGAUUUUGAGCCUAUUACUUUCAAUGAGGACGUAUGGAAGGCUUUUUGUAAAGUUUGGGAAUUGGAACAAGCUCAUGCCGAAUUGGCCCGACAAAAUGGUGAAAUGGCCGAAAGACAAGCACAAAUGGAAAAACAAAUGGCAGAAAUGGUCGAGUUCAUAAGACGAUAUGACACUAAUAACCAUCCCGACAAUCCAUCCAAUCCAUCGAAUGCUCCUUAGGUUAUUUUUUGCAAAUGUUUGUGCGUUUUUAAGACUUCUAUAUUAUGUUUUUGAUUUACACGAUUGUUGAAACUUAUGUUCUAAAAUGUAAACGUUUGUAUAACUUUUAGAUAAUAUGGAAUGAACUUAGUUUUUUUG
Molecule: messenger RNA, 737 nt
Organism: Lactuca saligna
Lineage: Eukaryota; Viridiplantae; Streptophyta; Magnoliopsida; Asterales; Asteraceae
Source: the annotation of a GenBank genome assembly